Molecule: messenger RNA, 4700 nt
Organism: Peromyscus californicus insignis
Lineage: Eukaryota; Metazoa; Chordata; Mammalia; Rodentia; Cricetidae
Gene: Napb
Product: NSF attachment protein beta
Exons: 11
Coding region: 75-971 (298 amino acids)
Biological process (GO): SNARE complex disassembly; regulation of synaptic vesicle priming; synaptic transmission, glutamatergic
Cellular component (GO): synaptobrevin 2-SNAP-25-syntaxin-1a complex; terminal bouton; vacuolar membrane
Molecular function (GO): syntaxin binding; soluble NSF attachment protein activity
Source: RefSeq, a predicted model, not a curated record
CUGCUGGAGGAAGGGUUAAGUCGUCCUGGGAGCAUCGCAAGUCGACGGAGGAGGCUUUGGCGGCUGCGGGCGACAUGGACAACGCAGGGAAGGAGCGAGAAGCGGUCCAGCUGAUGGCGGAGGCCGAGAAACGAGUGAAGGCCUCCCACUCCUUCCUCCGAGGACUGUUCGGAGGAAACACGAGAAUAGAAGAAGCGUGUGAAAUGUAUACCAGAGCCGCAAAUAUGUUCAAGAUGGCCAAGAAUUGGAGUGCUGCAGGAAAUGCAUUUUGUCAAGCCGCCAAGCUCCACAUGCAGCUUCAGAGCAAACAUGACUCUGCUACAAGCUUUGUCGAUGCUGGAAAUGCUUACAAGAAGGCAGACCCUCAAGAGGCUAUCAACUGCUUAAAUGCAGCCAUCGACAUUUACACAGACAUGGGAAGGUUUACAAUCGCAGCCAAGCACCACAUCACGAUUGCAGAGAUCUAUGAGACUGAGCUUGUGGACAUUGAGAAGGCUAUUGCACAUUAUGAACAAUCUGCUGAUUAUUACAAAGGAGAAGAGUCCAACAGCUCUGCUAACAAGUGUCUGCUGAAGGUGGCAGCCUACGCUGCACAGCUGGAGCAGUAUCAGAAAGCCAUCGAGAUCUACGAGCAGGUAGGAGCAAACACUAUGGAUAACCCCUUGCUGAAGUACAGUGCAAAGGAUUACUUCUUCAAGGCAGCACUCUGUCACUUUAUAGUGGAUGAGCUAAAUGCCAAGCUGGCUCUUGAGAAGUACGAGGAAAUGUUCCCGGCAUUUACUGACUCCAGAGAAUGUAAACUAUUGAAAAAACUUCUAGAAGCUCAUGAAGAACAGAACAGUGAAGCUUACACUGAAGCGGUGAAGGAGUUUGACUCAAUAUCACGCUUGGAUCAGUGGCUGACCACCAUGUUGCUUCGAAUCAAGAAGUCCAUCCAAGGGGAUGGAGAAGGAGAUGGAGACCUCAAGUGAAGUGCUGACAUCUUUGUGGCAUGCAGCUCAUUCCUUUUUAGUUUUGUCUUCAGGCAAGGCGAUCUUUCCGGGAUGCCCAUUUAAUGACUUAAUUUUGUUGUAAAUAAGCCACACAAUUUAUGUAUUGUUUCAGCUCGCCAUGUCUGUUACUGUGAGAAUGGGAGGCUUCUAUUCAGUUGGUGGUUAAGACAACCAAAGUAUAUAAUGCUUAUCAGAGUCCUCAUAGUUUUCUGAGACGUACUGCCGAAUCUUAUUCCUGUUCUUCUGAUAUUUUCAGGGCCCACGUACAAUGUUGCCAUGUGCUUUUCUUUUUUCCUAAACUCCGGUAUUCGACCCAGUUUUGUAGAUGCUUUGCAAAGACGUUGUGUAUUGGUAUUGGAUGGAUCCUUUAUACAAGUGGCUUAGUUUAGGAUGGUUAUUAGGAAUAAGUUUGUAAUUGAGUAGAAACUGUCUAGCUUUCUUUUAUAGUUAUUUUGAUGGUGCUAGUGAUGAAUUCAUUUGCUUUUUAUGUUGCCCCAUAUGCUCACACAUACAUGGCAGACACUGAGAAUAGCUGGGAUCUGUUGGCAUCACUUGCAUUGUAAGGGGAAGGAACUUGCUGGCAGGUCCUGUGGUCCUGUUUCUUGUAUGGAUGAAUGUCAGGGUGGAUUUCAUUGAUAUUUUGAACUUAAACACAAAACCUAUGAGAAAUGGAUUUUUCCCCUUCUCGAGAGUUUCCACUUUUAGUCGUAAUGGAAAUCCCUUCUUCAUAUUUGCAUAAAAAUAUUUUAACUGGCAUCUCCUUUGUUUUCACAUUUAUACACUCCUCACAUUGUCUUCUGGACCAUGGUCAUGCCAAGCUUGAGCAGAGCUGGAUAGAAGAUUCCAGCUGAAGCUUGAGAAUAUGUGUGGUUAAGUGUCCAUUUGUUGGACAUGGUGGUUAAGUGGGGGUCAGUGUGGCAUAAGAAUUUAUGUUAUAUCUGGUUGGAUAAGAACCUAACCUCUGUCUAAUGGUCCCUGGUUUAUUUCUUAACUGGUGGUGUGAUUUCACUUGUGUGUAUGCACUCUGUUGUCCCAUUUGACUUAUGUAAGAUGUAUGCUGUUAUUUCAGAUUCUGACACUCCCUGCUACUUUAUAUGCUGAUACAGUCCUGUAGACAUGGCCUUGCUUCCUGAGUCUCCUGUGCAUAUUUGUAUGCUGAGAUGAUUGAUUUGUGCUUGAAGAGCAUGUGUUACUAGAAAUACUUCAUAGUCCUUAUGUGCUGCUGUCAUGUGACAGACAAUGAAACUCCUGAUUAAUCAGGUAUGAAAUGGCACUGGAAAUGGUGUUUUCAUCUUUGGAUAGCCCUAGAGUAGGGUCGGUGGUUCUUCCCAUGCCAGGCCCAGGGCUAAAAGAGGAGAGUUUGAGGACAGAUAAGAAAGUCAGGUCUUUCAGAAGGGAAAGGAAGUAGCAGGAUGGGGCUAGAGACAUGGUUCCUGCUCUUCCAGGGGGCCCAAGUUUGAUGCCCAGCACCCUUGUUGGGUGGCUCAAUACCACCUGUAACUCCAGUUUCCCCAGGAGUUCUGGUACCUUCUUCUGCCCUCAAUAAGCACAUGCAUACAGAUAAACACAUACAGGUGAAUGAAUAUAUACAUACAUGUAGACAAAACACUCAUAUGUAAAAUAAUAAAUCAAUCUUUUAAAUAUUAAAGAAAAAAUUAGGAGAUGAAGUUGAAAUUGGUCCCAUGAGGACGGGUGGUCGGUGUCUAUCAGGCAUUGUGAAGACUCUAGCCCUGUCAUGGUAGUAACGGUGUGGGUGUAGGAAGCUCAAAGGCCUCAGUGUGUCUGGAAAAGAAAGAAUGUGCCCUAGAAUCUGAUGAGGAUUCCUUUUCCCUUCAAUGCUUUUUGGGGUUUCUGAACGCUAACUGGCUGUACCAAAGGUAAAAUUUGCACUCAAGCCUAGUCGAUCCUUUUUGACUCCAUUAGAAUCUCUUACAACAAGACAGAAAAGUGAGUGAGUGAGGCUGGAGAGAUACCUUGUCUACUCUUCCAGUGGACCUGUGUUUAAGUCCCAGCAACCAUAUGGGGACUCACAGCUGUCUGUAAACUCCAGUCCUAAGGGAUCGACCAUCCUCUUUUUGCCUCCACAGGCACCAGGCAUGCAUGUGGUACACAGAUGUACAUGUAGACAAAACACGCAUACACUUAAAAAUAAGUUUUUUUAAAAGUCUGGUUUAUAGAAAAGUGAGUUAUUUCUUUAUUCACAACCAACUACAGGCAGCCUUCCUUGGAAAUGAGGCGUGUAAAUGGCUCUAAGUCAGUUCCAGUGGAGAGCAUAUGAACACUGGUCAGUCUUUGCACUCUGCCGUCACUAAUUCAGUCUUCUGGUGUGACCGUUUAACCACAUGGUAUCUUGUAAGACACUUUGCUUUAGCUUUCAUCACGAUUCCCUAACAUACCUAUUGAGAGAAGUGUUGGGUUUUUUAAGUAGUGUUUAUAUUUUUUUAGGCAGUUAUUUGCUUUUACUGAAGUUAAGUGCUCGGUCAAGCAUCACGAACACUUGUAUUCCUAUAGUAUUUAAGAGGUUAAAGUUAGAGGACUGGUUUGAGUUUGAGGCCAGCCUGGGUGACCCAGUGAAUUCCAGGCCAGCAUAGGUUACAAUGUGCUGUGGAUGAUUGAUUGAUAAAUAAAGUGCUGAUUGGCUAGUAGUCAGGCAGGAAGUAUAGGCAGGACAAGGAGAGAGAAUUCUGGGAAGAAGGCUGAGUCAGUAAGAAGCUGCCAGCUGCUGCCAUGAAAAGCGAGAUGUAAAGCACCGGUAAGCCACGAGCUACAUGGCAACAUAUAGAUUAAUAGAAAUGGGUUAAAUUGGGAUAUAAGAACUAGAUAGCAAGAAGCCUGAACCAUUCGGCCAAACAGUUUAAAUAAUAUAAGUGUCUAUGUGUUUAUUUGAGUCUGAGUGGCUGCUGGCCCAGGCAGGACUGGAGAUAACUCCAGCUACAACAAUGUGAGACUUUAUCUCGAAAAACAAACAAACAAAAAAAAAAAAAAGAAAGGCUGAGUGAGAUCAGUCAGCACUUGGGAGAUUGAGGCAGGAAGAACAUAAUUCCCAGAAUAAACUGGAAUAAACAUCGUAGCAAGGUCAUCUAAGAACAGACCUGGCAGAAGGUAAAAGAAUGAGGAAAAUGUCCGGACAGUAGUAUGAGAGCUUACUUCCUCCAAAUGUCCUGUGGAAACAAGGGCAGUGCAUUGUCUCAAGAUGCCUAGGCUUCGGCUUUCUAGGUUUCUAGAUUAUUAUGAACAAAAACAGUGAUCAUUUGUUGUAGUUCUCAUACUUGAAAGCAUCUGGGGAUAGUUCAUAGUUAUGUCAGUCGAAAAGCUUUGCUUUUGUGGCAACAUUUUUAUAGCUUGUGUGAAUUCCUUUUUUAUUUAAUGACACAAAACAGUAUUUUUGCACAGUUGUAACCAUGUGUGGUGGUGUCACUAUAACCAAAGUAUAUGCACCAGCCCUUGUGCAUUUAUUGUUCCCUCUGGUGUUGUGCACUUAAAUGUCCAAAUACACACCUUUGUGACUGUGGAGGAUCUGGCAGCACAGCAUGCCCGUGACCUGCCUGCUGCAGUGUGAGCUGUGACCAGUAGCAGGCCCUGUGAAGUCCUGAGUUGCUCAGGCAAGGGAGUACAUUAUAAAAACUAACCUUGUAACAAUAAAUCUACCUUAGCUGAAAAAUGUUUUAUGUGAACUUGUACAGUAAAUAAAGUGGAAAUUAUCAGUAA